AUGUCUUCCGCAAAGGACUACGCGUUCGAGAUCGUCACCAGCGCCAACCAGAGCUCGGUGAAGUUCAUUGUGCGCAACAAGCCGUCGUUCUUCGCCCGCCACCUCCGCGUCCCCGUCGCUUUCACGCUUUUGGCGUGCCUUGUUCCACAGGGCCUCGAGACGCUACAUGCCUGGAGGGAGCAUGGCUGGCACGCCUUCUCGCCGCCUGUUGCACAGCUCGUGCAGCUCGCGCUGCGGCCGCACUCCGUGCUUCCCGGGAUCCUCGGAAACGCCCUCGCGUGGCUUCCGUGGACCGCUGCUGUUGCGGCAAUCCUCCUUCUACUCUCGCUAGAAGAGGCCUCGGACACCUUGAUGGUCAUGGGGGACUUGGGCGUGCAGAUCAGCAGCAGGUCCAAGUGGAAGCUCCUCAAUGUCGGGCGCCACGGGAAGUUCGUUCCCAUCUCCGAAAUCAUCGACAUUGUCAUCCACGAGGGCUUCCAUGGCUACGGCCAGGUCGUGUACUACAUGUGUGUGUUGACGCGAGACAAGGGCCUGGGGGGCAACGCCGUCCAGGUGAUCUUCCCUCAUUUCUUGCCGCGCAAGGAAAUUUUGCUCCAAGUGUGGAAGCUGAGCCGCCAGAUGCUCUACGGCAAGACCAGAAGGCACUACAGGCACGUGCCGGGCCAAGGGCUCACGGAGGUGCAGCAUCUACAUGAGUGA
Messenger RNA from Metschnikowia bicuspidata var. bicuspidata NRRL YB-4993, 699 nucleotides. RefSeq names its product phosphatidylinositol N-acetylglucosaminyltransferase. Gene Ontology annotation, biological process: GPI anchor biosynthetic process. The transcript has a single exon. Gene Ontology annotation, cellular component: glycosylphosphatidylinositol-N-acetylglucosaminyltransferase (GPI-GnT) complex. The record is from RefSeq and is a predicted model, not a curated record. The coding region runs from base 1 to 699 and encodes 232 amino acids. Lineage: Eukaryota; Fungi; Ascomycota; Pichiomycetes; Serinales; Metschnikowiaceae.